GCUGAGGCUGGCGGGCAGGACGCCGGCUGCCACUGACCGGAGAGAAGCUGCCUGCCGACGUCAGCCUGGGUCGCAGCCGCCGCCGCCGCUGUGGGGCAGACAGCAUCUAGCAGUGUUGGCAUGUAGUAGGCCCUCAAGAAAUGUGUGUUGAAUGAACGAUGCCUGUGACAAGCAACUGGACUUUAUUCUUUCCUGACCCUUGCUCCUAUGACACACCUCUUCCUGGCUGACACUGUCACCCCUUCAGAGCAGGACUGCUCUUCUCUAGGGAAGCUGGAAAGGAAACAGCCAUGGCCAAGGACAUCCUGGGUGAAGCAGGGCUGCACUUUGAUGAGCUGAACAAGCUGCGGGUGUUGGACCCAGAGGUUACCCAGCAGACCAUAGAGCUGAAGGAAGAGUGCAAGGAGUUUGUGGACAAAAUCGGCCAGUUUCAGAAAAUAGUUGGUGGUUUAAUUGAGCUUGUCGACCAACUUUCAAAAGAAGCAGAAAAUGAGAAGAUGAAGGCCAUUGGUGCUCGGAACUUGCUCAAAUCUAUAGCAAAACAGAGAGAAGCCCAACAGCAGCAACUCCAGGCACUAAUAGCUGAAAAGAAAAUGCAGCUUGAAAGGUAUCGGGUUGAAUAUGAAGCUCUGUGUAAAGUAGAAGCAGAACAAAAUGAAUUUAUUGACCAAUUUAUUUUUCAGAAAUGAACUGAAAAUUUCAUUUUCUAGCAGGAGGGCAAAAAAAAGAAAAAAAACCCACAACCCCCAAACCAAAAAAACCUCUGUACCAAUCCAGUGACUUGACUAAUGACUCAAGUGUGUUGUGUGAGAUGGUGUGUGAGGAAUGCAGCAUCUCUGAAGGCAAUAAAACAAAUCUGGGGGAGCUUGUUUCAGACGUCAGUGCCUAUCUGCAGGCGAACACCCAGUGGCCAUUGUGGUCCAGGUUCUCACCUCUUGCAUUCUCAGUCUGAACUGAGCAGCCUAUAAACUUUUUUUGUAAAUUCACAAAGCUUUGGAAGGAAAAGCAAUAAAUUAUUAUUUUCAAAUGA
Molecule: messenger RNA, 1030 nt
Organism: Balaenoptera ricei (Rice's whale)
Lineage: Eukaryota; Metazoa; Chordata; Mammalia; Artiodactyla; Balaenopteridae
Product: intraflagellar transport protein 20 homolog
Exons: 1
Coding region: 291-689 (132 amino acids)
Biological process (GO): intraciliary transport; centrosome localization; protein localization to cilium
Cellular component (GO): Golgi apparatus; centrosome; intraciliary transport particle B
Source: RefSeq, a predicted model, not a curated record